AUGCAUCCAGCAGUCUCAACCCUCUUCAUGCUGCUCUUUGUCCUGCUGUGUCUCCUGGGAAUCCUGGCCAAUGGUUUCAUUGUGCUGGUGCUGAGCAGAGAAUGGAGGCGGCGUGGCGGGUUGCUCCCCUCCGACAUGAUCCUCCUGUGCUUGGGCGCCUCGCGCUUCUGCCUGCAGUGGGUUGGAAUGGUGCACAACCUCUACUUCUUCAUUCACCUGGCAGAGUACAGCCGGGUUUCUACGCGGCAGCUGUUCAGGCUCCUCUGGUACUUCGUGAACUCAGCCACCUUCUGGUUUGGCACCUGGCUCAGCGUCCUCUUCUGCUUAAAGAUCGCCACCUUCACCCACCCCACCUUCCUCUGGCUGAAGUGGAGGUUCCCAGGGUCAGUGCCCUGGCUCCUGCUGGGCUCUCUCCUGAUCUCCUUCCUCGUCACCCUGCUCGUUUUGGGGGGGAACCACAUCGUAUAUCAGGGUUUCUUAAUUGGAAAGUUUUCUGGGAACCUGACCUACGACACGUGGAGGAGCAGGCUGCAGGCUCGCUAUUUCCUGCCCCUGAACUUUGUCACGCUGUCAAUUCCCUGCUCUGUUUUUCUGUUCUCCAUGGUGCUGUUGAUUGAUUCUCUGAGGAGACACAGGCGGACCAUGCGGCAUAAUGCCCACAGCCCGCAGGACCCCAGCACCCAGGCUCACACCAGAGCUCUGAAAUCACUGGUCUCCUUUCUUGUUCUUUAUGCUCUGUCCUUUCUGUCUCAGAUGAUUGAUACUGCAGGCUUCUUCUCCUUAGAGAACGACUGGUACUGGGUGUCGCAAAAUGUAUUCUACCUGUGCACGUCUGUCCAUCCCUUUAUCCUCAUCCUCAGCAACCCCAGGCUUCGAGGGGUGUUCAGGCAGCUGCUUCUGUUGGCCAGGGGCUUCUGGGUGGCCUAGGUGGUAUGGUCUUCUUA
Molecule: messenger RNA, 944 nt
Organism: Hipposideros armiger (great roundleaf bat)
Lineage: Eukaryota; Metazoa; Chordata; Mammalia; Chiroptera; Hipposideridae
Gene: TAS2R41
Product: taste 2 receptor member 41
Exons: 1
Coding region: 1-927 (308 amino acids)
Biological process (GO): sensory perception of taste; G protein-coupled receptor signaling pathway
Cellular component (GO): membrane
Molecular function (GO): G protein-coupled receptor activity; bitter taste receptor activity
Source: RefSeq, a predicted model, not a curated record